Amoebophrya sp. A120 is the source of this 2549-nucleotide messenger RNA. NCBI's taxonomy places the organism in Eukaryota, Dinophyceae, Syndiniales, Amoebophryaceae. The record is from the annotation of a GenBank genome assembly.
AACUGCGUGAACGUAGUAAUUUCUCUCUUCACACCGAUAGCGGAAGAACGGAAGUGAAACAUAGAAGCAGAUCGUCCUUGCGUCACCACUUUGCUCCUCUUGUUUUUACGAGGUGUAGAAUUUGGCGGAACACACCACAGUCAAAAUGGUGAAGCCGGACCGCACACGUAUCCGUGAGCCGGAUACGUGUGUACUGAAAACGCUUUUCACGACCUCGCAGCCCUCAGCGUCUUCCUCCAGCCGGUCGUGGCAGUGGGCCACCCCGCAGAUCGAGGGUUCCAACCCGUGCGCGCGCGGCGGGCACACGGCGACCCUGGUGAGCUCGAUAGCAGGGAGCGGGCCGAAGUUGGUGAUUUUCGGGGGGCAAUUCAACAACGACGGGGUGUACACAAAUUUAAACGACGUCUACGUGCUCGACGUCGACCAGAACUUGUGGACCACACCGGCGGUCAAAGGUAGCUGUUACAUUUGUGUUUGCAUUCGCCUUUACAGCGUUUGCUGCUCCACAAAGAGUGGAAGUAUGUUGUACUACAGCUACAUGAGAAUCAGAACUACUAUACGACUCUUUAUUGUUGUGAUUUCCACCAGGCACGCCACCUGAAGCCCGGUACGGCCACUCCGCGUCGCUGGUGGGGUCCCGCGUCGUGUAUUUUGGUGGCAGGGGAGACAAUGCGACGCAUUUUCGGGACUUGCACGCCCUGGACGUGGCGGCCAUGACGUGGUACCAAGGACCCUCCAGCGGCGGCGCGCCCGCGGCCCGCAUGGGACACAGCUCCACCCUGCACGGCACGAAUUUGCUCAUCUUUGGGGGUGUUUCCGGGCCAAAGUACUUACUUAUAAAUUUCCAUUUAAUAUUAAUUGUUGUGGUACCUGGAUAUCGCCUGUCCACUCGGAAGAUUAAUGCACAGCUGGAUGGCGUUGCAGAUGGAACAUUCACUUUGCUGCAUUUUUCGGUAUAAUCGUCGACCUGCAAUUAUUAUCGCGCGAAGAGCAAAAACAAAAUCUCCAGGUUCUUUUCCGGCCUUCACGUGUUGGAUCUAACCUCCAUGGCAUGGCGGACCCAGGAAACCACGGGUCCGGCUCCCAGCGCGCGGAUGGGUCACACCGCCACUUUGAUGGACACCAAUUUGGUGAUCCACGGGGGGUUCCAUCUACCAGCGGCGCAACAGAUCGAGAAAACGGUACUGAGUUAGUACUUAUGAUGUCAUCUUUCGCGUUGGCGUUCUUGCAGAAUUUUGUUUGUUUAUAUAGCUCAAAUUUGUCGAUAAUCGAUUUAUUUCCAACGACCAUGGUGCAAAAAUCAUCCAGGAAGCGAUCGGCGACAUGGUGAAAGCCUGUUACAUGAAUGACUUCCGCGUGCUCAAUUUGCAAACCUACGAGUGGAGCCGACUCCGCACGCACGGGUCUCCCAUGGCCCCACGGUUCGGGCAUACGUUGGUGCUGUCGAGUAAUGACUUAAUUGGUUUUGGCGGCUGGCACGGCGUCAACACGGAGAAUUGGGCGACAAGGGGGAAAGACAAGUAUCCUGUAUGGCUUCGUUAGUUCUAGAAAUAUGACAGCAUGCACAGAUGUUGUUUUUCUAUUUUUCAGCACGAAAAAAACCGUAGUAUGAAUUGUAAUGUUAUCCCAGACCCGAGCAGCCGUCAGGGAACGACGAGCAAUCGAAUGAAGACUGCAUGAUACUCCGAACCGGCGACAUGUAUUUCUUUUGUUGUUCACCUGUCUUUCUUUGCGGUUAUUUCGGUAUAUGCCACGCGUGAUCUUCAAAAAGGAAAUAAUUUUGAAAAUGACUCACGAUCAUAUACAUUUCCAGGACCUGGAGCCAAGUGACGUACACGGGCGUGGCUCCUUGCUCGCGGUACUUUCAUUCUUGCACGACAAUCGGGCCGCACCUGAUUGUCUUCGGCGGCUACGAUGGAGGUAAGCCGCUUGCCGACCUCGUGGUGUUGCGGGAAACGUCGGAUAGCAAAAAUUAGCUACUACGGUGUUUGUGUGCAGGUGUACAUACAACGCACAACGCACUUGUGGAUAAGCUCGAGAAAACUCUACGCUCCGAGCUUUGAGGUCGGAUUGCGCCGUCUCAUGCAGUGGGAAUUAAUAACAGUUACAGUGGAAACAGAACCUUGUCGAGAAUAAAAGAACAUCUAUCAUCGCAGCUCUCGGACACACGUACUUACAUUGACGGUGGAAGAGAGUUUUGAUGAGCAGAUUACUUAACCGUUGAAAAUAGUUGGUAGUAAUACGCGCCGAAGAUGGAUUGUAUACAGAGUCGAUUGUAAAAAAGGCCAAGUGUACAUUAUCAUCUAUUGUUGAGAAUCUUGGUGGGUGAGUGGCCACUAGAUUGGCACCUCCGUUCGUGCGAAAAUUUUUCCGCGAUUGAUCGUGUUCGUGAAGAAACCUCCCUUGCGAAGCCUCUUCAACAGCGUCUUGAGAGCCGAAGUGUCAGUUUACGAUUUUUGUGGAGUUGCGACUACACAGGAUUCAGUGAUGUGGAAGUACAAGGUGGGGACGAAAAAUGUUGCGCAAGCACCAGACCAAACACACACAGA